Molecule: messenger RNA, 2788 nt
Organism: Amphimedon queenslandica
Lineage: Eukaryota; Metazoa; Porifera; Demospongiae; Haplosclerida; Niphatidae
Product: major vault protein-like
Exons: 29
Coding region: 512-2692 (726 amino acids)
Cellular component (GO): cytoplasm; nucleus
Source: RefSeq, a predicted model, not a curated record
CCCAUUUACCAUUAUCAUUAUGUCGGAAGGUGAUACUCAGAAAACUAAGAGAAAGGAACAGCAAAGAGACUAGCUGCUUCAAAGAGCUCAUACUAUCACACGGGCGGCUGUUUGAUCAAGUGGAGAACCUAAAGAAGGACAUCACUAGACUGGAGUACCAGAACAAUGAACUGGAGAGGGAUCUAAGAGAAGGAGGGGGCAGUACAGGAGGAGGGGCUAAUAAAUUGAACAAACGAGUUGAGGAUCUUCAGGAGAGACUCUUAACGAGGACUGAUGAGGUCUCUGAGGCUCGUCGGGCAACAGCUGAUGCAAUGGUUAAAGUUACUGAACUGUCAAGUCAGGUACGAUCCAAAGAUGAUGAAAUAUCAAAGAAAGAGACACAGAUCCUUUCCCAUUAUUUCCUGGAGAGAGACUACCUGAGAGUGGCAGUGCAACUGAUUAUUCUUGUGCUAUUAAGCGUCUUCCAACCAUAAAAGCAGAUCAUGGGAUUCACUUGAGUGCUCUGGUUGAUAUGGAGGAGACUGAUACUGCUCCAGCUCGUAAGGCAGGAGAUGAGUGGCAGCUGAGAGGACCAUUGACCUACUUACCCAAAUCAGAAGAGCAAGUAGUAAAGAUGGUGUCUCCUAUUAUAAUAACUCCUGGUCAUGCUGUUCGUCUCAGAGCUCGUCAAGCCUUCACUGACGCUAAGGGAAUUUAUCGUUGCACUGGUGAGGAGUGGCUGGUGAGGGAUAUUGGAGCUUAUCUACCUGAUGUGUAUGAGGAGGUAGUAGAAGAGGUUGAUGCUUACACUCUAACACCAAACAAUGCUUUACACAUCAGAGCCAACUGUAACUUCACUGAUCAGUUUGGUAGGGGGAGAAGGAUUGGAGAGGAGUGGCUGGUUAAAUAUGAUGACACUGAAUCAUACAUACCUGAUGUCACUGAGGAGGUUGUUAAUGAGGUCCAGUUGACUGUUUUAUCUCACCAUCAGUAUUGUGUGGUUGUUAAUCCUCUUGGUGAUGAUGGUAGACCACGUCUUGGCUGUAGGGAACUGAGAAAAGGACCCAAGACAUUCUUCCUUCACCCUGGUGAGAAGUUUGAGAGAGGGAUACAAGAUGCUAUUAUAUUAGAAUCUGAUGAAGCUCUUCUUGUCACUGCUCAAGAGGAGUUUGAUGAUGAUACUGAAGAUGGUAGUAAAGUCCAUCGUACUCCUGGUGACAGGUGGAUGAUUCAUGGACCAACUGACUAUAUACCUAGAACUGAGAUUGGAAACAUACAGAGGAGGAAGGCUACUCCAUUGAAUGAGAAUGAAGGGAUUUAUGUUAGAAAUGUUCAGUCAGGACAGGUUCGUGCUAUAUUGGGCCCUCAGUCUUAUUUAUUGCAAGCUGCUGAAGAACUGUAUGAGAAAGAACUGACUCCAUUAGCAGAAGAAAUAUUAAAGGAGGGUGGUGGUGUUGGUGAUGCUAGUAUUAGGAAGAUAGCAUAUUUUGAUGGAGCUAAAGACCCUUCGCUCUUUAAGGGAAAUAAACGUGACAAGACUCGUGUAGUUACUUACAGGUGCCCCAGUAACUGUGCAGUUCAAGUGUACAAUUAUAUAGAGAAGACAGCUCGUGUUUUAUUUGGUCCUGAUCUUGUAGUGCUGGAUCCACAUGAGAACUUUAAUGUCCUCAGCUUGAGUGCUGGUAAACCAAAGAAGGAGAAUGCCCUGAAGACUAUUUGCCUCAUGCUUGGUCCUGACUUUAUAUCUGACCAUAUUACAGUAGAGACAUCAGAUCAUGCUCGUCUUAAGAUUGCUGUAUCAAUGAACAAUGAAUUCAGAGUUGAGAGAGGUAACCCAGAGAGUGAGGCUAUGCUGUUUAGUGUUCCAGACUUCAUUGGAUUUGCUUGUAGAGAAGUCGGCGUGAGUAAAGUGAGAGGGAAGGUUGCCUCUAUACCAUUUGAACAGUUUCACAAGCAUUCAGCUGAUAUUAUAACUGCUGCUGUGUUUGGUAAGAAUGCUGAUGGAGAAGUUAAUAAAGAAGUGAUAUUUACUGCCAACAACCUGGUGAUCACUAAUAUUGAUAUUCAAAGUAUUGAACCAAUUGAUUAUCAUAUGAGGGACUCUCUAUCUAAAUCUGUUCAAAUGACAAUUGAAAUAUCUACCAAAUCAAUAGAGAGGUCAGCACAGCAUGAGGCACAGAGAACUGAACAAAAAGCAAAAGGAGAACUAGAGAGACAAAAACUACAAAAUGAGAAGGAGGCAGAGGAAGCAAGGAAGGAGUUGUUAGAGUUACAAGCAGUAGCAGCUGCUGUUGAGAGCACUGGACAAGCUAAAGCAGAAGCACAAGCUCAAGCUGAGAGACUUCUCAUUGAAGGACAAAGUGCUAUUGAAUUGGCUAAGUUAAAAGCAGAAUCAACAAGAAUUGAAAUGGAGGCUGAACUUACUUGUCAGACUAAAAUGCAAGAGGCUGAGGUUCAGUUCUUGAGGGAACAGAGUGAACUACAAAUAAAGAGAGCUAAAGACCUCAGCAACAUUGAAGUGUCUAAGUUUAGUACAUUGGUUAGUUCUAUGGGUAAGCAGACUAUAUCCCGUAUUGCUAAAGCUGGACCAGAAUCAAAGGCUCGUUUGUUACAGAGUUUAGGUAUACAGUCUGUUCUCAUUACUGAUGGUAAAACUCCAAUUAAUAUGAUUGGGAACCAGACAGGUGGCUAUGCUACUACAUAUGCUCCUUAGAAAACUCUUUGGGAGGACUAUUAUAUCAUUAUUAUUAUUAUUAUUUGUGUUAGUCAUUAGUAUUUUUAGCUGGAUUUAUAUAGUUUUCAGAAAUAU